Culicoides brevitarsis is the source of this 474-nucleotide messenger RNA. RefSeq names its product U6 snRNA-associated Sm-like protein LSm4. Gene Ontology annotation, cellular component: P-body; U6 snRNP; spliceosomal tri-snRNP complex. Gene Ontology annotation, biological process: P-body assembly; mRNA splicing, via spliceosome; nuclear-transcribed mRNA catabolic process. The transcript is spliced from 4 exons. The record is from RefSeq and is a predicted model, not a curated record. The coding region runs from base 67 to 450 and encodes 127 amino acids. NCBI's taxonomy places the organism in Eukaryota, Metazoa, Arthropoda, Insecta, Diptera, Ceratopogonidae. Gene Ontology annotation, molecular function: U6 snRNA binding.
ACAAAAAACGAUUCAAAGCCGAUUUUUAAAUUUUCUUGUGAAAAAUCCUCAAAUUUUGAACUCAAAAUGCUUCCAUUGUCUCUAUUGAAAACUGCUCAAUCCCAUCCCAUGUUGGUCGAACUCAAGAACGGCGAAACGUACAACGGGCAUCUCGUGAGUUGCGACACUUGGAUGAACAUCAAUUUGCGCGAAGUUAUUUGCACUUCGAAAGACGGCGACAAGUUUUGGCGUAUGCCCGAAUGUUACAUCCGCGGCAGCACGAUCAAAUAUUUGCGAAUUCCCGACGAAGUCAUCGACAUGGUCAAAGAAGAUGUACAGCAAAAGGCUCGCAACCGUACGGAAGUGAAAAAUCAACGAAAUCAGCAAAAUCAGAACAAAAAUCGAAACCAACAGGGAAAUCGCCCGGGAUUGGGAUCGCAAGGCAUGAAAGGCGGCAUGAAUAAAAAAUAAUAAAAAAUGCGUACUUUUAUCUAA